Fundulus heteroclitus (mummichog) is the source of this 3285-nucleotide messenger RNA. It is a transcript of the gene parp12a, whose product is annotated as poly (ADP-ribose) polymerase family, member 12a. Gene Ontology annotation, molecular function: metal ion binding; NAD+ poly-ADP-ribosyltransferase activity. Bases 56 to 2194 code for a protein of 712 amino acids. The record is from RefSeq and is a predicted model, not a curated record. The transcript has 11 exons. Lineage: Eukaryota; Metazoa; Chordata; Actinopteri; Cyprinodontiformes; Fundulidae.
UUAUUGGGUCAGGUCAGCUGUAGAGAAUCCAUGUUUGCCCAGAGAGCUUUAAACGAUGGCAUCAACGGCCUUAAUUAUCAGGGCCCUGUGUGACAACCACGGAUGUUUGGACUUCGAGCAGCUGCUGGAACUGGCGCAGAGUAAUUUCGGCUUUGGGGUCGCGGACCUGCGCUCGGUUCUCUUCAACGACGGCGUAAUAGCGAUCAGAGAAGGAAAGCUGCCAGUGGACAGCGGCAGCCUGAUCAGGCCUGAUAGUCUGGUAGUCGCCAAAACCAGCCUGAGGCUUUGCCAGAAAAAAGCUGGCGAGUGCCGCCAGUGUGGAGCUUUACACCUGUGCAGGUAUCUUGUUGGUGGAAGCUGCAAGUUCGGACACAAGUGUAAAAAUCCACACACCCUGGCUUCUCCGCACAACACUGAGCUGUUGAAGAGAAAUGGUCUUCAGGGUUUAACAGAGAAACAGCUGUUGCAGCUCUUAAUGCAGAAUGAUCCUUUCCUGCUUCCUGAGGUCUGUCCACACUACAACAAGGGCGACGGUCAGUUUGGUUCCUGCAAAUUCGCCACCACCUGCAAGAAGCUCCACGUCUGCCUGCACUUCUUGCAGGGGGACUGCAAGUUUGGCUCUUCGUGUAAGAGAAACCAUACCUUUGAUGAGCAAGCAUUGAAGCUUUUCCAAGGAUUCAGUGAGGAGAAUAUUCAAAACAUUUACAAGAUCUAUAGGAAUAAAUUCAUCAUCACCGGUCCGCAAGAGAAGCCAACUGCUGCUCCAGCAGUGCUUCCAAAGGUGAGCGUCAGCCCGCAGCCUCUUUCCCCUCAGCCGCCUUCCCCUCAGCUGCCUCAGCCACCUACCCCUCAGCCUCCUCAAACCAAACCUGGAUCUUCCACUAAAUCUGUCAACCCUUCUAAACCAAUAACUGAUGCCGAGCGUAACGAAAUCUGCCUCUUCUUUAUUCGCCGACACUGCAGCUUCAAAGAGAAGUGCGGCCGCGUCCACUGGCACCUACCUUACAGAUGGCAGGUUCUGGACGCGGAUGGCGUGACCUGGAAGGACUUGGUCAACAUGGAGGAAGUUGAGAAAGCUUUCUGCGAUCCAUCAUGUGACACGAGCUGCAAAGAUCAGCCGGCACCCGCGUUGGGAUUUUUUAGUUUUUUGACUUUUCAAAGCAGAGCAUCAAAGAAUGAGCCGUGUGUGGACUUCAAAACGAUGACUUGCGAAGGGUCUCCGGUUCGGCGCUUGUCCACCGCCUCCUCUGUCUCCAAGCCCCCACACUUCAUUUUAACAACUGAGUGGUUGUGGUACUGGAAGGAAAACGGGGGGACGUGGGUGGAAUAUGGACAGGGUUCAGGGGAUUCCCCGGUCACGUCUCAAACUGUGGAAAAUGUGUACCUGGCAGACAGAGAAACAGAGAUGCCUUUCCAGGCUGGCAAACAAAACUACGUUCUCCACUUUAAAGAUGCAACAGGGUCCCAGCAAAUGUAUCAGCAAAAUCUCCAAUACCAGACCAAGAGGGAAGUGCGAAGGAGGCCUCGCUUUGUGUCUGCUCAUGAUGUGGAGCAGAAGCUCAAGAGUGGAACAUCACACACCUCCAGCUCCUCUGGUUUGGAAAAUGUCCCUUCACAUUGGGACAAGAAUGCACUGCCUGAUUUAGGGUAUAAGCUCCUGCCUCUCUCCAAAUCCGCAAACGAUUACAAUAUGAUUGAGGUGUUGUUCAAGCGCACCAUGCCUAAUGCCAACAUUGAGAGCAUCCAGAGGAUUCAGAACCCGUCUUUGUGGAAAGUCUUUCAAUGGCAGAAGGACCAGAUGCAGAAGAGGAACGGGGGAAAACUUGUGAAUCAGCAGUACUUGUUCCACGGGACAGAUGAGACACUGGUUGAUCCCAUAUGUGAGCAAAACUUUGACUGGAGGAUGUGUGGCGUCCAUGGAACAGCCUAUGGCAAAGGGAGCUACUUUGCCAAAGAUGCUUCCUACUCAGACAAUUAUUCCAAGAUUGGAGGGAGUCGAACCAAGACCAUGUUUGUUGCUCUGGUCCUGAUAGGUGAAUACACGACUGGGAGCGGCAGCUACGUUCGACCACCCCAAAAAGCAGGAAGCAAAGCCUUUUAUGACAGCUGUGUUAAUUCCACCGGAAACCCCAGCAUAUUUGUGAUCUUUGAUAAACAGCAGAUUUAUCCAGAGUAUCUAAUCAAAUACAGAUAAGUCCAAACUGAUUUGUAUUUCCUUUUCUCAAAAUGUUAGCAGUGGGGCAAACUCCAGCAUAUAUGAUGCUUUAUAGUGUAACUUUUGGCUCAUAUGAACAUUUUGAAUGAUACAAUUUUAGAUGCUUAGACUGUCUUCUAUGGGAAGCUGUAGUGGGGAUUGUUUCUUUCCAGUGCACAUUUUGUCUCUCAGUGUUUUCUGUAUUCUGCUGUUCAUUGUUUCUUUAUUUACUGAAUGGGAGGUCUUUGUUUAGGCUUUUAUGGUAUAAUCAUUCAGUGAACUUCUUUUUUGGGUGUAUAUCACCAAAAAAAUACUGAUACUAAGUGUGGGUGCUUUAUAAAAAAAAAAGACUGUAUUUAUUCAGAACUAAAAAAAAAAAACCUCCACAAAUGAAGUGAUCAGAUAUUUCUAAAGGGCGGACUUGUACAUGUAUGUAUAGAAAGCUGUGUUUUAGAGGGCAGACAGGGUAAGCAAAGUACUUGCUUGUGUCAGCCUUGGGGUUCCUUAAUAAAAUAAUUAUUAGAAAGUAUAGACACUUCUUGAGGCACUUAGUGUCCCGCUGUAUAGUGGCGUUUAUUUGACUCCUGUUGCCCCUAGUUUGGCUUUCUGUGUAACCGGGUUUCAGUGAUAAUCUUAGCUGCUUUAGAACUAGUUAUUAUGUGUUCUAAGAAACUGUCGUGUUUCACACCAAAGGUUUUAAAUUUCAUAAAAAUCAGUUGGCUAGUUUUCUAGAAUUCAAUUCAGAUUACCUUGUUUAUGUAUCAUCAUAUCAUAUUUUAAGACAAAAUAAUCAAACCAAUAGGGAGUGCAUGUACUUACUCAACAUUUAAUAGUUGUUGCAUUUUAAAACAUAGUUAGAAAAUUAUAGUUUUAUAGUAACGCAUAUAUAUUAAAAAUAUUAUACUGUCAGAUCUUCAUCAGUGGGAGCAUGAAGAAGUAAUUGCAAUAUUUUGUUUAAGCUUUUUUUUAGUGCACAAAAUCAUACAAAAGCAAUAACACUUGAUUCAGGGUGUUCUAUCAGUCACUUACUGUAUUUGUGCACAUCAAUGCUUUAAAUGAACAGAUGUCUUUGUUAAGUGUUUUGUUUGUCU